Messenger RNA from Maniola jurtina (meadow brown), 1752 nucleotides. RefSeq names its product DNA primase large subunit (gene Prim2). Gene Ontology annotation, cellular component: alpha DNA polymerase:primase complex. Bases 200 to 1702 code for a protein of 500 amino acids. The transcript is spliced from 2 exons. The record is from RefSeq and is a predicted model, not a curated record. Lineage: Eukaryota; Metazoa; Arthropoda; Insecta; Lepidoptera; Nymphalidae. Gene Ontology annotation, biological process: DNA replication, synthesis of primer.
UCAUCUGUCAUUUCGUUUCAAAUUUUCAUUGUCAAAGACCGCGCCAAAAUCUAACCAACAAAACACCUAAACACUAGUUUUUUAUUAUUAGUAGGUACCUAAUAAUUUAGCUUGUUUAUUCAAAAUAGUAAAUUAAUCAGAAUAACAUCAACUAAUGUCAUUUCGGAGUUUAAUUUUAAGUUUGUAAUCUAUCGUAGUAAUGGAUUUUAACAUCAAAAGAAAGUCUAACAAAACAGUUGUUACUGGCAGUCUUGUAGAAAAUUAUCCACAUGAUUUUCAAAUGUAUAAAGUUCCACCUACUGAAAACAUAUCAUUAAACGAGUUUGAAGCCCUUGCGUUAGAGAGGCUAACUCUCUUACGAUGUUUAGCCACAGCAACAACUUUAAAGGGUCUAAGACCCUAUUCCGAAGAAUGGACGGAUUUUGUGCUUGGUGACUUAAAAACUCAAGGGUUGAAGUAUUAUGCGAGACUGUGUGAGAAGUCUGGUUGCGGAACACAAGAAGCUGAUUUGCAAGCAAGACGCAAAGAUCAUAUUGCCCAUUUUAUUCUGAGAUUAGCAUAUUGUAGAACUGAGGAACUACGCCGGUGGUAUAUUUCACGGGAGCUGGAACUCUUCAAAAUGAGAUUCAUGACUAUGAAGAGUGAUGCUGUUGAAGCAUUUUUCAAACUAAACAAUCUUUGCUAUACAAGCAUAGGUGAUGAUGAGAAAAAUGAGCUUAUGAAGUAUUUGAGAGAAUCCACAUUUCACCAAAACACCCAAAAUAUAGAAACAUUUAAGUUUUAUAAGGUAAAGUUUUUUGAAGUUUUAGAUUUGGUGAAAGCUAGGAAAGUGUACCUCAAAGGUGGAUAUGCUUAUGUUCCUCAUAAAGAUUUCAUAUCAGUCCUUUCAGCACAAUUCAGGACUCAUCUACGGCAAAGCCUGGCUAUUGCUUGUCAACAUUUAGGUGAAAUAGAACAAGAUGAGAGACUUGUGUCAUUACUCAAAGGAUUACAUCAGGCAUACUCUGGCAAUGAUUUCAUAAGUGAUGCUAAGGUUAUUGUACCAAUUGAGAGUAUUGACUCUCUAUCUGUAAAAUCAUUCCCCUUGUGUAUGCGACAACUACAUGAACAGCUACGUUCAGCCCACCAUCUGAAACAUGGUGGCAGGCUUCAAUAUGGACUUUUCUUAAAAGGAAUAGGAGUGACACUCGAAGAUUCACUCAGAUUUUGGAGAGAGGAGUUUACUAAAAUAAUGGAAUUGGACAAAUUUGAAAAGCAAUAUGCUUACAACAUCAGAUACAACUAUGGUAAAGAAGGAAGCAAAAAGAACUAUACACCUUUUAACUGUUUAAAAAUAAUCAACACCAAUGUGGGGCCUGGAGAAUGUCAUGGUUGCCCAUUCAGACACAGUGAUUUUAGCAUUUUGAAAAAUAAAUUAAAAGGAUAUGGGCUGGAAGGACAAGCUGUCAAUGAUAUAGUAGAUAUGACUAAGAAGGGGCAUUACCAGAUUGCCUGCAGUAAAUAUUUCGAUGCGGUCCACAAUACAGAUCUUGGUUUGGGUAUAAAUCAUCCCAAUCAAUUCUUUGAAGAGAGCCAGAAACUUAUAAAAGGUGAAAUUAAAAUAGAACCAAAAAAGGAACCUAAACCAAACAAUAACAUUAAGAAAGAAGAUGAUUUUGAAGAUAUGGACCUUGAUGAGAUAAAAGAGUGGAAAGAAGGUUAAACUUUUUGUUAAAUAAAAAUUAUUUCAUCUAGUAAAUACUUUUGUACAAU